This is a messenger RNA of Exophiala aquamarina CBS 119918, 2355 nucleotides long. RefSeq lists its product as uncharacterized. The coding region runs from base 1 to 2355 and encodes 784 amino acids. Gene Ontology annotation, biological process: cell differentiation; negative regulation of transcription by RNA polymerase II; anatomical structure morphogenesis. Gene Ontology annotation, molecular function: DNA-binding transcription factor activity, RNA polymerase II-specific; RNA polymerase II cis-regulatory region sequence-specific DNA binding. The record is from RefSeq and is a predicted model, not a curated record. Lineage: Eukaryota; Fungi; Ascomycota; Eurotiomycetes; Chaetothyriales; Herpotrichiellaceae. The transcript has 3 exons.
AUGUAUGUCUGUGUCCACCAGACCCUAAAAUCCCGAGACCACGAAACUCACCAACAAUCAAGCAUUAUUGCCCAGAACCCCGGAAUCCCCAAUCCGGAGGUAUCAAAGAUCAUCGGAGAACAAUGGCGACACCUGUCCACCAAGGCGAAAGAGGAGUGGAAUAUGCUCGCGGAGGCAGAGAAAGCCCGUCAUCAAGAACAAUAUCCAGGCUAUCGCUACCACCCUCGCAGAAGUGGAAGAGUUAGCAAUCAACCAUCUGCCUCUGGUCCAUCAUCUGCUGAAUCACAGGAACCUUGUGCCAAGUGUGGUGGAAAACCAAUACUGAAUUCCGCCUAUAGCACACAGCUGCCUAAUCCAAAAAGUACGCAACAGAGCAUGGCUACGCAAAUCCCAGGAAAGCGUGGCUACGUCGUGAGUGGUCCGCAUGGUCAGAUAAUCCAUGGCCAGCCGACAGUGUCUCCUGAACAUCUUGCACAGCAGAAAUCGUUUGUCGAAGCAUAUCCGUUCUCCAGAGUUGAUCCUAGAUUGAUCUAUGCCGUUCCACCAACUGCUCAACGGGCACCGCCUUCAGAUUCACAGGAUCCCAAGAGGCGUCGCUACAAUAACAAUGGCGUGUACGUCCCAGCAGGCCAACCUUACCCUGAGCCCACCUAUUCCUAUCCUCAUUCUCCCAUGAACAAUGCUUAUACCCGUGGGGAGGCGAUGCAGCAACUUCAUGCUCAACAACUCCCUGCCCAGCGGAUACACGGAAUGCAGCCAACAAAAGCAGCAAUCAUGUCUCCCCCUCGUGGAGUAUAUCCACAUCCACCACAACUGCAACCAGUGCGCCCGCCCCAUCCACACCAACGUGCCCGGUCAACAGUUGCUCUUCCGCCUAUAGAAACAGUGCUGUCUCAUGCUCCUAUCAAGGCAUCAUCAACAUCAUCUCAGAGAUCAGGCGUUGAAGCGAUGAUCAUGUCAAUUCCAGUGUUGAACAAAAUCAAAGUCCUGUCUCAAAUUUCCGGACCCCUCCCAACCCCUGGUCUGACCUCGCCGAAACCACAAGUUCGCGGUGCCAUCAUUGCUAUCGAAGGCAUGGAUGCCAGUAGCGUCAACAGUAUCACCAUUUCUCUCGCCGAUCAGCUUGGAAGGGAAGGCAACUUCGCCGUGAAAACCUUUGAUGGUCCAGACCCUUAUACGCUUGUCCGCGAGGCAAGAAGCGGCGUCCACGGUCGUGGUGGAAAUAUCACAACCGAGUCGUACCUCAAGAUGUUGAGUGAAUGGCACAAGACCAGCAAAGAGAUAGUGGAGUAUAUAACCACACGCCCUCAAGGACAGGCAGGUGAUAAGGACACCCCUAUUGCCCUUGAUAGUCCCUUUAUGGAGAGAACAACGACUCAUUCUAAUGGGGAAGCGGACGUUCCUCUAUCGGCCAUCUCUCCCAAGACGAUCUACAAGGCAGCAGAAUUGUCGAUUGCCUCACCACCAUCAAUAAAGGGACGAAGCCAGAGUACUCCAGGAGAGAGACCGAUUGCGGAUGCAGCAAAUCUUACUGUUAACAAAGAUAGCAACAAUCCCACUUCUAUGGCCGGUCCCUUGAUGUUUCCACGUCCAGUAAACUCAUCCCGCAUUCCACCAAUGCCUACCCCCGCACACUCGGCAGCAAUUGUUCCCGAACGUGAGGCUGAAACUCCACCUCAAGAGACACAAGGCCCUCAAGCCGAUUCAGACAAGGGAAAUGAAAAUGCACCUGUGUCAGCCGCAAACAACAGUAACUCCGUCAUCCCAAUUGCCCUUGUGCCACACUUCCAACUCACCACCGUGGACGCCAGCUCGAUCUCCAUGCCCAUCUCCGAUGGCUUCAGCCCACCGGCACACUGGCAGUGGUUUGCCACGCUGUGGCGAGGCAGCGUAGGUCCAGACGUCACAAUCGUGAUCAAGAGCACAGAGGAGGAUACGGGAGACGGCGCCAGUACGGUCGCAGCAGCAACGAGAACAGCAGCAGCAGCGGAAGCGGAAGCAGCCGGUGAUGGAGGAGCUACCGACACCAACACCAGACCCGCAGGUCCCAGCACGAUGUCUACAGCAACAGGUUCUGCGAAGCCCAGCGCCGCCAGUCAAUUUCCUGGGGCCGCAUCUACUCGCCAGCGAACCUCCGGUUCCACCGCCAGCGUCAGCAAUGCGCCCUCGAGCUCUGGCGUCGAGAUCAGGUUGAACGACUAUCGGGCCGUCAUCGUCAAGACUGGCAUUUUCUCAACGGCGAAUUCCGCCGAGGGUAGUGGUAACGCAAAACAAGUCAGCCCCAAGGAGCUUGAGUACUGGGAGAAAGCGAAGAGACGGAUAGGCUUCGAGGUCGAGGAGUUUCUUAGAAAGUGA